Messenger RNA from Microstroma glucosiphilum, 288 nucleotides. RefSeq lists its product as hypothetical. The transcript has 3 exons. NCBI's taxonomy places the organism in Eukaryota, Fungi, Basidiomycota, Exobasidiomycetes, Microstromatales, Microstromataceae. The record is from RefSeq and is a predicted model, not a curated record. The coding region runs from base 1 to 288 and encodes 95 amino acids.
AUGGUCUACACACUCAUCUGUCAUGCGGAAGUCAAGCCUGGUUGCGAAGAGAAGAUGAAGGCAAAGCUCAUCGAGGCGGCCGCCAUCUACAAGAAGGACAGAGAGACGAUUGACUGGCUCGUACACCAAGACACCUCCAACCCCCUCAAAUUCUCCAUCGUAGAGCGCUUCGAGCACGAGUCUUCUCAAAAGUACCAUUUGGAGAACCCUUACUGGGCUACAUUCAACCCGGCCGUGGAGCCUUGGUUGGCGAAGCCUAUUGAGAUUGGGAGGUAUGAGGAAUUGUGA